ACUUUUCGUUUGUGUAAUACUGACAGACGCUGUAUUUGACGUCAAAUACAGAAAAGCAUAAGUUAUACUAGUUCAUAUGUGACUCAAGGCUUAAGGGAAGUGACUGAUAGCUGGCCGGAGUUAGACACUCAUUCGUAAACUUGGAUUUUACGCAGACUGUAUUAGCGCAGUUUCCAGAGCGAACGUACGUGUGAAAGAUGUCUGAGACCGGCGGUGCCCUUAACGUCCAAGAGCUGAUCAGGAAGAAACGGGACGGCGAGCAGCUCGACGCGCACGACAUCCGCGCCUUCAUCAGAGGAGUCACAUCGGCGACUAUUCAGGAGAGUCAGAUAGGUGCCAUGCUCAUGGCCAUAUGGCAGAAGGGCAUGGUUGCAGAGGAAACCACAGCAUUAACAAAGGAGAUGAUGAUGUCGGGGAACAUUUUCCACUGGCCUCAGGAGUGGGCGAGGCUUGUGGUGGAUAAACACUCCACAGGUGGGGUUGGAGACAAGGUCAGCCUCCCGUUGGCCCCUGCUUUGGCUGCCUGUGGUUGCAAGGUCCCUAUGAUAAGUGGGCGUGGCCUGGCACACACUGGAGGAACACUGGACAAGCUGGAGUCUAUUCCAGGGUUCAACAUCCAGCAGUCAGUAGACCAGAUCAGGCAGAUUCUGAAGGACGUGGGCUGUUGCAUUGUGGGUCAGACAGAGAACCUGGUGCCGGCAGAUCGCAUUCUUUACGCUCUCAGAGACGCCACUGCUACUGUGGACAGCGUGCCACUUAUUACAGGUUCUAUAAUCGCAAAGAAGGGAGCUGAAGGUCUGUGUGCACUGGUGUUAGAUGUUAAGUAUGGUAGAGCUGCUUUGUACAAAGACUUCAACAGUGCACGCAACCUUGCCCAGUCACUGAUAACUAUGGGAAACAGCUUGGGUAUGAAGACAGGGGCGGUGCUCACUCGGAUGGACACUCCUAUUGGCCGUUGCAUAGGCAAUACUUUGGAGGUGUUUGAAGCCUUAGAAUGCCUCAAGGGGCGUGCCACCGAUGACCUGAAAGAACUGGUAACAUCAUUAGGUGGCUACCUGCUGUGGAUGAGUGGGCGAUCACCUACUCUGCAGACCGGGCAGGAGGAGAUCUCUAGGGUCCUAACAAAUGGGGAGGCCCUUCAUAAGUUCCAAGCCAUGCUGGAGGCCCAAGGGGUGUCUAAAGAUACUGCCCAAGCCCUCUGUUCAGAAAACAUCGACUACUUUAAUCUCAUACCACGUGCUGAGUACCAGACGGAGUUUGAGGCUCUGGAUAACGGGACUGUUUUGGACAUAGACGGAUUACUUAUAGCCACUGUGCUGCACCAGCUAGGAGCCGGCCGUACCAAGGCCGGGGAGUCAAUCAACUACAGGGUGGGAGCAGAGCUCCUGGUGGACCUAGGGCAACAGAUAAGCAAAGGUCAGUCCUGGAUCAGGAUCCAUCACGAUUGCCCCAAACUGAGCCCACAGCAGCACUCCGACCUGCAGGGCACGCUGGUUAUUGGCAGCGGUGAGAGUUACCAGGCUAAAGCCCGUGUGACCGAGUUCAUGCCUCCCCCCUCACUGUAGUGAUUCAGGUUUAACAUACAGAAUAGGCCCCAUUCUUACCCACUCUCUCUUUUGGAAAGUCUGUCAACGCUGACACGUGGCGUUGCUAAUAUUUACCUACAAGUACUAACUAUUUUUGUUUUUUCACAAUUUUUACAUUAUGGUAUUAAUAACAUGUAGCAUAAAUUAAGUGGCAAAUGAAGCCAAGCACUGUGGGAUAAAUUUUGCUAUAUUUGAUAUAAUAAAGAAUAUCAAAAUGAGAUAUUCAAAAAUAAUUAAACCCUCGGCUUCACUUGUAACUAAAAUGAAUUUCAUUAAAUUACCAUUGGGCAUUCAAA
Molecule: messenger RNA, 1882 nt
Organism: Electrophorus electricus (electric eel)
Lineage: Eukaryota; Metazoa; Chordata; Actinopteri; Gymnotiformes; Gymnotidae
Gene: tymp
Product: thymidine phosphorylase
Biological process (GO): pyrimidine nucleoside metabolic process; pyrimidine nucleobase metabolic process
Cellular component (GO): cytosol
Molecular function (GO): 1,4-alpha-oligoglucan phosphorylase activity; pyrimidine-nucleoside phosphorylase activity
Source: RefSeq, a predicted model, not a curated record